Molecule: messenger RNA, 1183 nt
Organism: Elgaria multicarinata webbii
Lineage: Eukaryota; Metazoa; Chordata; Lepidosauria; Squamata; Anguidae
Product: ras-like protein family member 11A-like
Exons: 4
Coding region: 1-753 (250 amino acids)
Molecular function (GO): GTPase activity; GTP binding
Source: RefSeq, a predicted model, not a curated record
AUGCGCUUCAUCGCUUGGAAUACUAUGUCACAGUACUCCACCAAUUUCCUCUUGGUUCCCAUCCCUGAAUAUCCCGUCUUGGACUGCGUGCCCAACAAAAUCAUCAAACUGGUCGUCUUGGGCAGUAGCGGCGUUGGCAAAACAGCUCUCAUCGUGCGCUUUCUCACUAAGAGAUUUAUUGGAGACUACGAGGCCAACACUGGUGCCUUGUAUUCCAGAAAAUUCACCAUCGAUGGAGAACAGAUCUCAUUACAAGUUCAGGACACACCCUUUGUUUCGCUGGAGGACGAGAAUGACACCAUCUGCUGCCAGGAACAGAUAAACCGGUCCAUCUACUGGGCCGAUGGCUUUGUGUUUGUCUACUCCAUCACGGACUACGAGAGCUACCGUGCCAUCCGGCCCUUGCACCAGCAUAUUCGGAAGAUCCACCCCAACGCCAACAUCCCGCUGCUGCUCAUGGCCAACAAAGCGGACCUGCUCCGAGCCCGGCAAGUGUCUGCCAAAGAAGGCCGCCAGCUGGCAAACGAGCUGGGCUGCACGUACUCCGAAGUGUCCGCACGGGAGAACUGCGAAGGGGUCCACGAGGCCUUUAAGCAGCUGUGCCAGGAGAUGAGCAGGCUGAUCGGGGGUUGCAACGGGGAGAAGCGCAGAGGGCUCCAUCUCGUCCGGCCCAAGUCCCCCAACAUGCAGGAUUUGAAAAGGAGGCUCAAGCAAGCCUUGUCUUCGAAAGGGAGGGCAACCACAAUGCUCUGAUGUAUCCCCUGGUACCAGCGGAGGGGAAAGAAGUAACCAGACAAUUGAUAUUUAUACCUAUUUAUGGCCUUUCUCUGCCAGCAUCCUUUUGUGUGAAAGAAUUCCUUUCUGAAAAGGAAGCCAUGAUGGAUGGCCACGCUUGGAAUUUCGACCCUUUGGUUAAAAAUGGUCACCAAGUUCAAAGACAGGCAUUCUCAGACAAAACGAGAAACUUUAGCUGGGAGUUUCGUCCACAGUGUGAGCUCAGUGUCCUAACUGGCAUGACAGACAGAUAUUCCUAUCAACAAAUCAAACUCUGCUUUAGCCAUGUGUCUUGCUUCUCCAUGUUUCAAGCAGGCAGCCCGCUUCCCCUCCCUACUCUAAUUCUGUAGGUGUUACAUAUAUGUUUAUUCAUUUUUACAAUCGUCCUUUGCGCUUUUAAGGAAAAUAA